Messenger RNA from Puccinia triticina, 2565 nucleotides. RefSeq lists its product as uncharacterized. The record is from RefSeq and is a predicted model, not a curated record. Gene Ontology annotation, biological process: mRNA cis splicing, via spliceosome; maturation of 5S rRNA. Gene Ontology annotation, cellular component: U4/U6 x U5 tri-snRNP complex. Bases 1 to 2565 code for a protein of 854 amino acids. The transcript is spliced from 3 exons. NCBI's taxonomy places the organism in Eukaryota, Fungi, Basidiomycota, Pucciniomycetes, Pucciniales, Pucciniaceae.
AUGUCUCAAGUCAAGGAGAGUCUCUCGAUAGAAGAAACCAACAAGAUCAGGGUCUCACUCGGUCUCAAGCCACUCCCCACAACUGACUCGAGCCAGACAAAAGAACUCGACCCAGACCAGCAAGCAGAAGAGAACUACUCGAAACGGCGCCAGGAGGAAGCAGAUGCACUGCAAUCCAAGCAAGUAGCCGAGAGAGUCACCAAGGCGAAGGAGAACCGAGAACGGCUGGCGAAACUCAGCGGACGGGGACUGGGAGAGCUGGUGUCGAAUCAGGAUGACGAUGUUGACGACCUCAAGAAAUGGGUCAAACGACACAAGAAAAAAUCAGCAUCCAAGAAGAACGAUUCGCUGCUUGCAGCCAAGAAAAAAGAAGCCGAAUUGAAUGCGGAUGAGGCCGAGUAUGGCUCGCGCGAUCUCGAAGGACUCAAGGUCGGACAUGAUCUGGAUGAUCUACAGUCGAACAUGAUGGAGGAAGAGAAGAUGGUCCUGACCCUCAAAGAUUCCAAGAUCCUCGAUGGAGAAGAUGACGAACUAGAGAACGUCGAGUUGGCUGAACAUACUCGGACAAAAGAGGCCGUCGAACUCAAACGCCAGGGUAAACAGGCCGGCGAAUACACCGGUUACGAUGACGACGAGUUUAUCGCUCCUGGCCAAGCGCAAACCGUGCUCGCGAAAUACUCUGAUACAAUCGACGGCAAACAGGAUAAAUCUUUCAGGCUCGGUCAUGAUCUCUCGGUCGAUCAAGAAGACUCAUCAAAUCGUAGACACAAGAUCGACUCGACUAGCGGAUCAAAAAUCACUAAACAAGAAACUGCCGAAAUCCUCAAAAAAGACUUGCUCAGUUUGGACUAUUCAAAAACAAUUGGCAAUGAUUAUUUGGAAGAAGGUGAUCCUGGUUUCAAGAAAAAGAGCAAGAAAUCAAAGUCCAAGAAGAGCAAACAACGUGCGCCCACAUCGACGGUUCCGGAGGAGAUAGCGAACGAUAGACCGAAGGAUGGGAUGGAUAUCGACGCGCCUAAUCCAGGACCAGCAGUCGCCGAGCCGGAUGUGAUAGAUGACGAAGAGCUUCAAGUAGCAAUGUCGCGGAUGCGGAGGGAAGCAGGCAAGCUUCGCCGGAAGCACCAACAAGCGGAGCCCAAGCAAGACCUACUGGGGUCCACGAGAUCAGAUCAGGGGGAUGUAGAUAUGGGCGAGGCUCGAUCAUCACUAGCUGAGAAAGCAGAAGAGGAAGAAGCAGACGACGGGCGGCUGGUGAUCGACGAUGCUUCGGAAUUCAUUCGGACGAUCAGUUUGCAACAAGAGCGCCUCGCCGACAUUCGUCGAAAGGAAGAAGCCGCCCGGAACAAGCCCAAGCCGGUGUCGAUCGAACCGAGUCUGGGGGCGAUCGCCGAGAACGAGGCUGAUUCGCCGAUCGACGAGGAGGCAGAGCGGCGUGAGAUGGAACGAUUGAUGGCAGGAGAUUCGGAAAAGAUCGUCAGGGAUCAGGUGCAGGAGAAGCAGCAGGAGAGUGGAGAGGUGAAGGAAGCCGAAGAUGACCCGACGAGUUAUGGUGCGACGGGCACUGAGCAAUACGUCUCGGGAGGGAUGGCCUCGACCUUGUCGUUGCUCAAGUCGCAAGGACUGAUCAAGCCUAUGACGCCGGAAGAGAGGGAGAAAGAACGACUUUACAAGGACAAGAUGGCCUGGCUAAUCGAACAACGAAGGCGAGAUGGCCUCCGAGAGCUGGAGAAGGAGAAGACGAAGAAGAUGGGCGAUGCUAAAGACCAAGCUACUCGGGAAUACGAGAACAGGAUGCGCGAGGCUGCUGCCGCUAAGGAAGCUAUGGAAGCUUAUCGCCAUUACAAACCGGACGUCGAAAUCAAAUAUAAUGACGAGUUCGGCAGGGAGUUGUCUCGGAAAGAGGCCUGGAAGGCUCUCUCUCACAAGUUCCAUGGUAAAGGUAGCGGAAAAGCUAAGACUGAAAAACGGAUCAAGAAAAUCGAAGAAGAGAAAAAAUUGGCUGCAAUGGCAUCAGGAGACACGCCUACAGGAACGAACGAAGCGUUCCGAAAGCGACAAGAGAAGUUAGGCACGGCGACGAUGAUCUUAUCGGUCGGGAACAAGGGCUCGGCGCCGCACCAGGAGGAGUUUCUGUCGUCGCUAGCGAAGCCGGCAGGGGCGAGUGGCGGGUCGAAGAAGGCGAAGGGCCGCGAAGGCAAGCCGGCGAUCGGCGCCAACGCGAUCAACCGACCUUUCAACAAACAUACGAUCUCUUCCGGCCCCGAUCUUAUGAACGGCUUGGGAAGCCACAUCCAUUCCGGCAUCGACUCUUCCAUGGACGGCUUCCACACGCCCUCCGGAUUCAUGGCCCCCCGGAAAGCCGGCUUCAAGCCUAUCUCCGCCGCCGCAGCCUCUUCCACUGCCUCUUCCUCGACCACCCUUAAGCCUCAACCCUCCUCUUCUUUACUCUCUUCCGUCCUCGAUAAGGCGGCGUCGAAAUCUAAAAUCUCCAUCGGUCUGGCCCCUGGUAAACGCAAAGCUGACGAAGUUCCUGACGGUUCGCCUGAUAACAAACGUCCUGCUUGA